Oenanthe melanoleuca is the source of this 8913-nucleotide messenger RNA. It is a transcript of the gene CLASP1, whose product is annotated as cytoplasmic linker associated protein 1. The record is from RefSeq and is a predicted model, not a curated record. The coding region runs from base 417 to 4916 and encodes 1499 amino acids. The transcript is spliced from 38 exons. Gene Ontology annotation, molecular function: microtubule binding; kinetochore binding. NCBI's taxonomy places the organism in Eukaryota, Metazoa, Chordata, Aves, Passeriformes, Muscicapidae. Gene Ontology annotation, biological process: mitotic spindle assembly. Gene Ontology annotation, cellular component: cytoplasmic microtubule; spindle microtubule; microtubule organizing center.
GGGUGCCCCAUUCUUCCCGUGGUCAGCGGGGCGCGCGCGCGGCCAUGGAGCGGAGCGGGCGCCGCCGCCGCCGGCUCUGAGGGAGGGAGACGCGACAGGGACGAGGGAGCGCGUCCGCCCGGCCCCCGCCCCGCAGAAUGGACUGCUGAAUUGGGAUUUAUUGCAGACUCAACUGUACAGCACUGCUCGUUGCUUCAUCUAUUACUAGUUAUUUAAAUUGGACUUUUAAUAUCCUGCCAGCUGCUGUCCACACACACAUGGUGCAUUGUUGCCAUUCUCAGAAUUGCAUCUUUGAAACCCAGGCCCUCAGUAACCUUCAUCGAAGAAAGAGGCGACCUCCUGCGUACAUUUGUAGAGGGAGUUUUUGGCCCUGCUGCCCUCUGGCUUUCUGGCUGGUGCUGUGUUUCUGAGACACUAUGGAGCCCAGUAUGGAGUACUGCUUAGCACAGGUGCUGCAGAAGGAUGUUGGAAAAAGACUUCAGGUUGGCCAGGAAUUGAUAGAUUAUUUCUCAGAUAAACAGAAGUCAGCUGAUCUUGAACAUGAUCAGACUAUGCUGGAUAAAAUGGUUGAUGGACUGGCCACUUCUUGGGUAAAUUCCAGCAAUUAUAAGGUGGUUCUCCUGGGGAUUGACAUCAUCUCUGCACUUGUGUCCCGCUUGCAAGAUCGCUUCAAGGCCCAGAUUGGCACAGUGCUGCCAAGUUUACUUGAUAGGCUGGGAGAUUCUAAGGACUCAGUGAGGGAGCAGGAUCAGACCUUGCUGCUGAAAAUCAUGGAACAAGCUGCUAACCCUCAGUACGUGUGGGACAGGAUGCUAGGAGGAUUCAAACACAAGAAUUUUCGGACAAGAGAAGGGAUUUGCCUCUGCCUUAUUGCAACACUCAAUGCAUCUGGAGCUCAGAGUUUAACACUGAGUAAGAUAGUGCCACAUAUAUGUAACUUACUUGGAGAUCCAAACAGCCAGGUUCGAGAUGCAGCAAUAAACAGCCUUGUGGAAAUUUACAGACAUGUUGGUGAACGUGUAAGGGCUGAUCUCAGCAAAAAAGGAUUACCCCAGUCUCGGUUGAAUGUAAUUUUUACAAAAUUCGAUGAGGUCCAAAAAUCUGGAAACAUGGUUCAGACUUCAGUUGAUAAAAUUUUUGAUGAUGAAGACUCCGUGGAUGGGAACAGACCUUCCUCAGCCAGCUCCUCUACAUCUUCAAAGGCGCCUGCAAACUCCCGCAGAGUUGGGAUGGGCACCACCCGCAGACUUGGCUCUGCAGCCCUGGGCUCCAAGUCUUCAACAGCCAAAGAGGGAGCAGGUGCUGUGGAUGAAGAAGACUUCAUUAAGGCAUUUGAAGAUGUCCCAACUGUUCAGAUCUAUUCCAGCCGGGAUCUUGAGGAAUCCAUAAACAAGAUCAGAGAGAUACUAUCAGAUGAUAAACAUGACUGGGAACAGAGAGUUUCUGCGUUGAAAAAGAUCCGGUCCUUACUUUUGGCUGGAGCUGCAGAAUAUGAUAACUUCUUCCAGCACUUAAGACUUUUGGAUGGAGCAUUUAAAUUAUCUGCUAAAGACCUGCGGUCUCAAGUCGUACGAGAGGCUUGUAUCACGUUGGGACAUUUGUCAUCAGUUCUGGGAAACAAGUUUGACCAUGGGGCAGAAGCCAUCAUGCCAACAAUUUUUAAUUUAAUUCCAAAUAGUGCCAAAGUCAUGGCCACUUCUGGUGUUGUAGCAGUUAGGUUAAUCAUUCGACACACGCACAUCCCUCGGUUAAUACCCAUCAUAACCAGUAAUUGUACCUCCAAGUCUGUUGCAGUUAGAAGGCGCUGCUUUGAAUUUUUAGACUUGCUGUUGCAGGAGUGGCAAACACACUCCUUAGAAAGACACAUAUCAGUGUUAGCUGAAACAAUAAAGAAGGGAAUUCAUGAUGCAGACUCUGAAGCCAGGAUAGAGGCUAGAAAGUGCUACUGGGGUUUCCACAGUCACUUCAGCCGAGAGGCAGAGCAUUUGUACCACACCUUGGAGUCUUCCUAUCAGAAGGCCCUGCAGUCACAUUUGAAGAACUCUGACAGCAUCGUGUCCUUGCCACAGUCGGAUCGCUCCUCCUCCAGCUCCCAGGAGAGUCUCAACCGUCCACUGUCUGCCAAAAGAAGUCCUACUGGAAGUACAACAUCAAGAGCAUCUACAGUAAGUACAAAAUCUGUGUCAACACCAGGAUCUCUGCAGCGAUCCCGCAGUGACGUCGAUGUGAAUGCAGCAGCUAGUGCCAAGUCCAAAGUGACGUCUGGAGCAUCCGCCCCCUUCAGUUCUGCUGCAGCCUUGCCCCCAGGGUCAUACGCCUCACUAGGUCGGAUUCGCACCAGGAGGCAGAGCUCUGGCAGCGCCACCAGCGUCACCUCGACGCCUGCUGACACCCGAGGCCGCAGCCGCGCUAAAGUAGUCUCACAGUCCCAGCCUGGUAGCCGCUCCAGUUCUCCGGGUAAGCUCUUAGGAAGCUCCUAUGGUGGCCUGAGCAGUGGAACAUCCAGAGUCCAGCCAGUGCCAUCAUCCUCAGAGAAGCGCAGCAAGAUUCCUCGGAGCCAGGGCUGCAGCCGGGAGACGAGUCCCAACAGAAUAGGCCUAGCACGGAGCAGUCGUAUCCCCCGACCCAGCAUGAGUCAGGGGUGCAGUCGUGAUACCAGCCGUGAGAGCAGUCGAGAUACAAGCCCUGCUCGGGGCUUCCCUCCACUUGACCGGUUUGGACUCGGACAGCCAGGCAGGAUGCCUGCUUCUGUGAAUGCCAUGCGAGUCCUGAGCACCAGCACAGAUCUGGAGGCUGCUGUGGCCGAUGCACUGCUGUUAGGAGACUCCAGGAGCAAGAAAAAGCCAGUGAGAAGAAGAUACGAGCCCUAUGGGAUGUACUCCGAUGACGACGCCAACAGCGACGCGUCCAGCGCGUGCUCGGAGCGCUCCUACGGCUCCAGGAACGGCGGCAUCCCGCACUACCUGCGGCAGACCGAGGACGUGGCCGAGGUCCUGAACCACUGCGCCAGCUCCAACUGGUCUGAAAGGAAGGAAGGGCUCAUAGGUCUCCAGAAUUUACUGAAGAGCCAGCGGACACUGAGCCGAGUGGAGUUAAAAAGGCUGUGUGAAAUAUUUACUCGCAUGUUUGCUGACCCUCACAGCAAGGUCUUCAGCAUGUUUCUGGAAACUCUGGUUGAUUUCAUCAUCAUUCAUAAGGAUGAUUUGCAGGAUUGGCUUUUUGUUCUCCUGACCCAGUUGCUAAAGAAAAUGGGAGCAGAUUUGUUGGGGUCUGUGCAGGCAAAAGUUCAAAAAGCUCUGGAUGUCACCAGGGAUUCUUUUCCAUUUGAUCAGCAAUUUAACAUUUUGAUGAGGUUUAUUGUAGACCAGACCCAGACACCAAACCUGAAGGUGAAAGUUGCUAUCCUGAAGUAUAUUGAGUCCUUGGCAAGACAGAUGGAUCCAACAGACUUUGUGAACUCCAGUGAGACAAGACUUGCUGUAUCUAGAAUUAUAACUUGGACUACAGAACCAAAGAGCUCAGAUGUGAGAAAGGCAGCACAAAUAGUCCUGAUUUCUCUCUUUGAAUUGAACACUCCUGAGUUUACCAUGUUACUUGGUGCCUUGCCAAAAACAUUCCAGGAUGGUGCUACCAAGCUCCUGCACAACCACCUCAAGAACUCCAGUAACACCAGUGUGGGCUCCCCCAGCAAUACCCUUGGUCGGACUCCUUCCCGGCACUCCAGCAGCAGAACCAGCCCCUUAACUUCACCUACCAACUGUUCCCAUGGUGGACUGUCUCCAAGUAUGCUGGAUUAUGACACGGAGAACCUAAACUCUGAUGAAAUCUACAGCUCUCUUCGUGGAGUCACAGAAGCAAUUGAGAAAUUUAGUUUCCGUAGUCAAGAGGACCUGAAUGAGCCAAUCAAACGUGAUGGAAAGAAAGACUGUGACAUUGUGUCUCGAGAUGGUGGCCUUGCUCUCCCUAGUGGUGAUGUCCGUGGGAGCAGUGACAUUGUGGAAGGGGGAAGGAUGGCUCUGGAUAACAAAACCUCUCUCCUGAACACGCAGCCUCCCCGCGCCUUCUCGGGGCCCCGCGCUCGGGAGUACAACCCCUACCCUUACGCUGACACCAUUAACACUUACGACAAGACUGCUCUGAAGGAGGCAGUGUUUGAUGAUGACAUGGAUCAGCUUCGGGAUGAAGUACCCAUUGACCAUUCGGAUUUGGUGGCUGAUCUUCUGAAAGAGCUCUCCAACCACAACGAGCGGGUGGAGGAGCGGAAAGGAGCUCUCCUGGAAUUGCUAAAGAUCACAAGGGAAGAUAAUCUUGGAGUUUGGGAGGAGCAUUUCAAAACCAUUCUGCUCUUGCUGCUGGAAACACUUGGAGACAAAGAUCACUCGAUCAGAGCGCUGGCGCUGCGCGUGCUGAGGGAGAUCCUGCGGAACCAGCCGGCGCGGUUUAAGAACUACGCGGAGCUGACUAUCAUGAAAACACUGGAAGCACAUAAGGAUUCCCACAAGGAGGUCGUCAGAGCUGCUGAAGAAGCUGCUUCCACCCUGGCGAGUUCCAUCCACCCUGAGCAGUGCAUCAAGGUGCUUUGCCCCAUUAUUCAGACUGCAGAUUAUCCAAUUAACUUAGCUGCCAUCAAAAUGCAAACGAAAGUCAUCGAGAGGAUUUCCAAGGAAUCGUUGCAUCAGCUCCUACCUGAUAUCAUUCCUGGGUUGUUACAGGGUUAUGAUAACACAGAGAGCAGUGUCCGAAAAGCCAGUGUGUUUUGCCUGGUGGCUAUUUAUUCAGUAAUUGGAGAAGAACUGAAACCUCAUCUCGCACAACUCACAGGAAGCAAGAUGAAGCUACUAAACUUGUAUAUAAAGAGGGCACAGACCACCAACAGCAACAGCAGCUCCUCUUCAGACGUUUCAACGCACAGUUAAUGGAGAUCUGUGGACAUAUGUGUAGACUUAGAAGCAAUCAACGGUGCCUCUCAGAGACCUUUCUGCUCCUCUUCACUGGCACGCUCCAUCAGCUUCAGGAGGCCAUGCAGAUAUUUAUUGCAAUCAGUAUUUUAGUCCCUUAAAAGCUUUUAUGUAGAAUCUUACUGGUAUUGAAUGUAAAGGAAGCAAGGUCUGUGUCGCAGUCUUCAUUAAAGGUGAACAUCAGAAAGCCAUACUUAAACAUAUUUGUAUAGCCUGCUGAAAUCUCAGAAAUAUGUUUAGGUAGCAUUCUAACACCGAGUCCAAGAAUCUGGACACAGGUAAAAGUCAAACAAAUCUUGUUGGUUUAGUUCAUACCCAGUUUUGGUUUCUGUGUGCUAGUUACCUGCCCUCUCCCCUCACCCAUUCUGGCUGAGUCCUUCUCUUCUUUCAAGUCUUGUGUUCCUGUUUUGUACUCCCUGUCACAGCUCGUCUAACUUGCAGGGCUCUCCAUGGGGAGAUCUUUGCAGGUGUGGCUGUGAUUCCAGCCUCAGAUGCUUUAAUACCGAGAGAUACAAAGUGAGUAAUGAAAAUGUAGGUUCUUUUUAAACAUCUGAGUUUUGUACAUAGUUCUGACAGACCCCAGAUGGGCUGAUCUCUCUGUAACUGCUCUCCAGCCAGCUGUGCUGUCCAUAAAAGCUGGGCUCUUCCUCUUUUCAUUGACUUUGUAAAUACUUCUCCCCUCUCAACCCAUUUGGCUCUUUCAUGUGUUCAAAAGACUCUCCAGGUUACCUAUUACUCCCCAAAGGGAACCUGAGACCCAGUUCUGGGACAGAUGUCUGCGAAUAGGAUGGUGGGGCGGGUUAGGCUCUGAGUGUGUCAGUGGGUGGGUAGUGGGAGCUGGCAGAGCUGUACUUCAGUGCCAGCUGUUUUCCUUGAAAUCUGUAGCAUCAAAGGGCUGAUCUGCUGCUCUGACUGACCCACUGAUGCUGCAUGGCUUUGUCCUCACAACUCCUUUGCACUUUGGGCAUAAUGUUCAUCCCAGAGGACAGAAAGGGUGUCUGAAUCUGAACAGAAAUACCACUUGGAAGCACCUCUGAGCCAACUGGGACAGUGCUAGUUGCCUGCCACAGCCCCUCCUGUUCCUGAAGACCCUGCAGUGCUGUUAACUGCCUUUAGAAGCCUCCUUUGUGCCAUCUCCAUGCACAGGCCUGCUGAGUGCUCUGUGUUUCAGAAAAGUGGGGGUCCCUCACUGGGCACUGCUGACAGCUGGGUGCUCUGGGUGAGGGUGCAGCAGGGAAAGUCCUUUUGCAGCCUAAUGACACAGACCAGGUCAGAGGCAAACCAGCAGCAAUCAAAUACCCCAUGGCACCACCCCUCCCUGAACAGAGAUCCUUCUUUUUGCAAAGGGGGAGCUCCCCCUGGCUCUGCCUGUAACCAGGGAAGGCAAGAGGUUGCUAAUUAACAUGCUGUGUUUGGCCCUGGGCUGGAUCCUGGCUGAUGGGCAUGCCCACCCCAAGCCUGCCAUGGAUCUCAGCUGGGUUUUGCUCCCAGUGCCAGUGAUGCAAGAGGAUGUUGGACUGCAGCUUAUGGCUGCAGCUGUGGUGAUGGAUGUGUGUUCCCUGGCUGCUCUCAGUGCCCUGGAGUCUCUCCAGCUUCCUCCAUCUCCCUUUUAGAGAGCUGAAGGGACACCUUGGGAACAUACUGAGAACAUGAGACUCCAUUACUGCAGCAGGGGAGGGUAAAGCCCCUUCCAUCAAUUAUCCCUGUGAGUUUAGCCCCAUCUCUGAGGAGCUAAACUGGGACCUGGCACUUGGUGCCAGCUUUAUUCCCAACCCUCAUCUUAAGAGGAAUCUGGGCUGGUGAGGGACUAUGUGGUACUGGGCUGCAAAGCUUGUUGGUCCCUUUCCCUGCUCACCUGAGAGCAGGGGAGGUGACCUGCUCCUGGUCCUGUGUGCAGGCUUUUGCUGGCUGCAGGGCUAGUUCCCUCAUCUUUCCCAACCAGUAAUGCUAUGGCAGGAGAAACCCUGUGCUUUCCUGGGGUGUGGGAUACCCCCAGAGUCUUUCCACAGGCUCAGAAAAGCCAUCCUCACUAAAGGGGGGGGAUUGGCUGCUCCAUGGUUCGUGUCUGCCUUUCCAUGGACCAUUUCUUUUCCACAUCUUUCUGUAUGCUUAUUAGAAUGCUCUUUUUAAAUUUUUUUGAAUGCUUCAAAUUUGAUUUUAACACAAAUAUAUUUUUCCUUUUGAGGAAAUACUCAGUUGACUUGUUGGCAGCAGUUAAGCUGUCCUGUUUGAAUUUUUAGUAGCAGGCUAGAAUUUUUGGGGGUGUUGGUUUUUUGUUUUGUUGUUUUUUGUUUUAUUUUUUUUUUAAUUGUGCUCUGAACUGCUUAGUAUUUAUGCCUCUCUUUCUCCCCAUCUCAGCUCAGCAUCUUCUGUUCCAGUUCUGGGGUUCAGAAGGUCAGCAUAGCUGACCGGGUGGUGUUGUCGCUCCCAGCUGUGAUGGAGCUUGGUCUAUCAUCAUUUGCUGUUUGUUGGUUUUGAUUUUUUUUUUCAUUUCCAUUGAAUGGCACACUGUAGCAAAUCUCCAGGAAUUGAAUUCCUUCUCCAGUGGUUUUAUAUGUGUUAUAAAUGCUGUUGGUAUGCACUGAGAGUGAACGCACUGUACGGUCCCUGGCACCUCGGCCGGGGCCGAAGCUCGUCCUUGAAAAGGCGCCUGUGCAAAGGGCAGACCUGGCCUUACUUCCUGAAUCAGAUCCACUUCUGUUUGUCAACAGAUGCUCAUCAAUGUGCUACUUAAUUUCACUGUGUGAGUGGAGGACUGUCCAUCCUUUGAGUACUCCAGGAUAUGUUCUACCUGUGCACAGUAGGAGCAUUCUGCUUAGGUAUUUAUAAAUCAUCGCGGAUAAUGUACAUAGUAGGGUUGUUUAGGAUGUUGAACAUGACCCAGUUUUUAUUUUGUGUUUCCUUUGAAGUACUCAAAGGGCUAGCUCUGAAUGUCACCUCUCUGAUCUCCAGUUUUGACUUCAACAAGCUGUACAAUCAUCUUGUUUUCUCUUCAGCAAGCAUAAAGGUCUCUCUGGCUACAAAUCACAGUGUCCACGCAGGCUUGCAGAGGAAGGUCUGCAUGCUGCAGUGCCUCACUGCUCCAGUGAAGCUUGUGUUCACCUUCUCCUGGCAGUAGCCACCUACUGCAGCUGCCUUUUUUUUUCUUGCUGCCCAUUAUGCAGGGCUUCAAUUUUUCGUACCUUGAAAAAAAAAAAAAAAAAAGAAAAGAAAAAAAGAAAAAAAAAAAGAAAAAAGUGUAUUUUCUUUUCCCACCAUGCUUUAAAAAUCUGAAUGGGAGUUAACUCUCAGCAGACAGCAGCUCUUGGCUGCAAGGUUGCCGAAAUCUCAGAUGUGGAUGUUUUUUCUGCCAUUGGCUGCACCAGUGCUCCGUGGGCACGGGCAAAUCCCGGCUCCAUCUGCCCCACAGGUCUACGUACUGUAGUUCUCAUGUAGUUCAGAAAUACCGAGGCAUGUGGCUUUCUUAAGGUACACUAUGUGUGCUUGCCUGGAUUACAAUACAAUACAAGACUGUCUUUUUAAUUGCUUAUUACUAGCUUACCAAUAACCUGUAUAAGUAAUGUAACUUGCAUCUUUGUCAUCAGAACCUUUUCUCCCCACCCCUUUAUUUAUCAAGCAUAAUAUUACAUAUUAAGGGACAGAAAAAUAGACCUUUGUAGUACACAGCAGGACGUUGCUAACAAUGUUUUAAAUGGGAAGUAAAAAAACGCUCUGAAAAAUGCCAGCCAUGAGAAAUGACUUUGUUGGCACCAUGUUCAUGCGCAUGUAUUUUUUUUUCUAUUUUUUCCGCUUUUGUCAUGUUACAUCCAUAUCUGUAUUUAUAUCUUAUUUGUUUCACUUUUGAGUGUAUCAUGGCAAUUGUACAGAUGUUUUUUGUUAACAUUUACGUGAUAGAAUUUGCUAAAAAAAAAAAUUAAAAUAAAACCUUUUGAGUUUGCCCUAGAAUAAGUGAAAA